AUGAUAUUGUUCCAGGGGAAAGAAUACGGACGCCUCAAAAGCUCUGCUUCAUCAUUCUCGCAUUCAUUCACGAGAGCACGCCGUCUGCCGAUACCUACUCAUCGAGUUAUAGACCCUGUAGAAGAUUGUUUUCUGGUAACAUCUGAAGAGGGUGAAUUGUUUUUCAAGUCGCCGUCGGACGAGCCGACAGUGUGCGGCAUUUAUAUGAUAGCUGAUCCAGACAAGCGGAUCCAGGUUUCAUUCAACUACGUCGACGUGCCGUGUGAAAACGGUGGUCUUGUGGCGUGGGUCGAUGGAUGGGAACUGAACGGUCAGGUGUGGCCAGCGGACCUGUGGGACGACGAUCGCGUUGUCGAAUCGUGCGACCGCCGACCACAACGCAAACUAGUGUCGCAUCAAAACGCAGCGUUAAUACAAUACCGUGUACCCGCUCAAGGAAAAGGGUUUGCGGUUACCAUUAGACAUUUGAGAAAUGCUAGACCUUCAGUUGAGGGUAAAACAAUAUUGUCAGUGGCCGAGCGCAUCAACCGUAGGAUCAACACUCGACAGUGCGUAAUGUGUAUGAAGCGUGGUUUGUCAGAUUACGUGGAGAUUGGCGGCGCGAGUGGUCUGGACCACACCAAAAUGGAAGUUCUCGAUAGCGUCUGCGGUUUAGACUCAAACGAAGGUCAUCGUUCAGCCUAUAUAGCCUGCGAAAACACCGUCGUGAGACUUGUAUCGAGUGGGCGUUACCACAACUCGGUAACUCUAGCAUUCGCCCCACUACCUAUAGAGGAUAUCGAACAUUCUGACCUCAUCUGUGGACUCAACGCAUUGUAA
Messenger RNA from Diatraea saccharalis (sugarcane borer), 819 nucleotides. The record is from the annotation of a GenBank genome assembly. NCBI's taxonomy places the organism in Eukaryota, Metazoa, Arthropoda, Insecta, Lepidoptera, Crambidae.